Messenger RNA from Nannospalax galili (Upper Galilee mountains blind mole rat), 1013 nucleotides. It is a transcript of the gene Drap1, whose product is annotated as DR1 associated protein 1. Gene Ontology annotation, cellular component: nucleus; negative cofactor 2 complex. Gene Ontology annotation, molecular function: protein heterodimerization activity; core promoter sequence-specific DNA binding; RNA polymerase II general transcription initiation factor activity. The coding region runs from base 268 to 906 and encodes 212 amino acids. The record is from RefSeq and is a predicted model, not a curated record. The transcript is spliced from 7 exons. NCBI's taxonomy places the organism in Eukaryota, Metazoa, Chordata, Mammalia, Rodentia, Spalacidae. Gene Ontology annotation, biological process: transcription by RNA polymerase II; negative regulation of transcription by RNA polymerase II; positive regulation of transcription by RNA polymerase II.
UGGCUGUGGGGCGGGCGUGAGUGUCCUGCCUGCCCUGGAACGACGCGCACGGUACCAACGGCUCCAAAAGCGGGGAGAUUGGGUCUUGUGAGCUGCUUUUCGACGGGAGGCGCUAGGACCCCGCGGGAAGAGGGGGCGGGACGGCGGGAGUGGAGCGGGAGGCACCAGGACCCGGAGGAACCGCGGCGGCGGGGCGGCAAGCAGGCCCCGGGGCCCCGAGGCUGCGGGCGGCGGCGCUGGGCCCGGCGCGGCGAGAGAGGCCCCGAGAUGCCGAGCAAGAAGAAGAAGUACAACGCGCGGUUCCCGCCGGCGCGGAUCAAGAAGAUCAUGCAGACGGAUGAAGAGAUUGGGAAGGUGGCCGCGGCUGUGCCCGUCAUCAUCUCCCGUGCGCUCGAGCUCUUUCUAGAGUCUCUGUUGAAGAAGGCCUGUCAGGUGACCCAGUCCCGGAAUGCCAAGACCAUGACCACAUCCCACCUGAAGCAGUGCAUUGAGCUGGAGCAACAGUUUGACUUCUUGAAAGACUUGGUGGCCUCAGUACCUGACAUGCAGGGGGAUGGCGAAGACAACCACAUGGAUGGGGACAAGGGUCCUCGUAGAUGGACUGUACCUUCCCGAAGGGGCCGGAAACCAGGCAGCAGCAGCAGGAAGAAUGGAGGAAUGGGAAGCAAAGGCAAAGACAAGAAGCUGUCUGGGACAGACUCAGAGCAGGAGGAUGAAUCAGAGGACACAGAUACUGAUGGGGAAGAAGAGACACCACAGCCCCCACCCCAAGCCAAUCAGCCCCCUGCCCACUUUCAGAGCCCUCCGACACCCUUCAUACCCUUCACCUCUACUCCGCCUUUGCCCCCUGCGCCCCCAGGCCCCUCAGCACCUGAUGCAGAGGAUGAAGAGGACUAUGAUUCCUAGCACCCUGCAUCCCACCCCGGGCCACAGACCCCUUUUAGUUGGUUUUAGUUGCUCUGGGGAGGAAAGAUGGAGUUGUUCUUAAAUUUAUUAAAAAAAAACAAAUGAAA